Cuscuta epithymum is the source of this 2355-nucleotide messenger RNA. Lineage: Eukaryota; Viridiplantae; Streptophyta; Magnoliopsida; Solanales; Convolvulaceae. The record is from the annotation of a GenBank genome assembly.
UUCAAAGAAAAACUCACCCAAAGAACGUAAAGGACUAGGGAUAGAGCAUGCAUGCAUGAAGAGACCGAGCUAGGGAGGAGAAAGAGUGAAGAUCGAGAGAGGAUUUCAAGUCUUCUUCUUCUCCUCCUCCUGCUCCCUCAUCAUGAACCAACAUAAUAUCACAAAUUAAACGUGGCUCUAAUUCGGGUAUUCCUUCAAGCUCUCAUGGCCCCAAGCAAACUCAAGAAAGCGAUUGGGGCCAUGAAGGACCAGACGAGUAUCAGUCUUGCAAAGGUUGGGUCCCUCUCAGAUUUGGAGGUCGCCAUCGUGAAGGUGACGCGUCACGAGGAGUACCCGGCCGAAGAACGCCAUGUGCGUGAGAUCCUCAACCUAACUCGCUUCUCACGAGCCCACGUGGCUGCCUGUGUCGCCAUCGUCUCCAAGCGUCUUGGCAAAACCAAGAACUGGGCGGUGGCGAUCAAGGCCCUCAUGCUCAUCCACCGCCUUCUCAAUGACGGCGACGCUGCGUAUGAGCAAGAGAUCUUUUUCGCCACUCGACGCGGGACCCGUCUCCUCAACAUGUGUGAUUUUCGUGACUCCUCACGAUCAGAAGACUCCUGGGAUUUCUCGGCAUUUGUUCGGACUUAUGCAUUGUACUUGGACGAGCAGCUCGAGUUGCGGAUGCAAAACCACCGCCGCCGCAGAAAGCAGAGAGGCCGCCGUUUAGGGUAUGAUGAUAGGGAGGCUGACGAGGAGGAAGUUGCAGCUUCACCAUUGCAAGAAAUGAAAAUAGAGAUGGUCUAUUCCAGAAUCCAUCACCAUGUCCAAAUUCUUCAACGAUUCUUAGCGUGCAAACCAACAGGUUGUGCAAAGCGGCACAGAUUAGUGUCGGUAGCUCUUUAUCCAGUAGUGAAAGAGAGCUUCGCGAUAUACCAUGAAAUGGCACAACUACUGGGGCUCCUCAUGGACCGAUUCAUGGACCUUUCCAUUCCCGAAUCCGUGAAAGUGCAUGAGAUCUUCUGCCGCGUCGCCAAGCAAUUCGAUGAGCUGCGCCUCUUCUACACCUGGUCCAGAUCCAUCGGAAUCGCACGCUCCUCCGACUAUCCCGACGACGUCGUCACGCUCAAUGACAAACUCGAUCUCAUGGAUGAUCUGAUCCGGGAGAAAUCCGAGUGGAAGAGACGCAGCAGCAACGAAGUAUCAUUGCAGGAAGCUAAUGAUCCGGAUCCGCUACCAGCGAAUGCUCUUCCACCACCGCCGCCGAUGAAGGAGGUGGAGGAAAAAGAGGAGGAGGAGAUAGGAGACCUGUUGGACUCGGGAGACGGAGGAGCGCAGAUGACCGAUGCAGCUGACCAAUUAGCUUUGGCUUUAUUUGACUGUGCCGCCGCCGCUGCGGCACCUUCCGCCGCCGGAGAUUGGGAAACCGUUCUGGUUGAAUCCGCUAGCUACUUGUCAAACAGCAAGGCACAACUCCCAGGAGGCUUCGACACCUUACUCCUCGACGGACUGUACCAACAGGGUUCAAUAAAUCGUGCGGCCACCGGUGUAUUGGCUAUGGGGAGUGCGAGCAGCGUUGCGACGGUGGCACCACAAGGCUAUGCGGACCCAUUCGCGGCAUCCCUAUCCAUACCGCCACCCCCAUACGUGCAGAUGUCAGAAAUGGAGAAGAAACAGAGAUUGUUAGUUGAAGAGAAGCUAUUAUGGCAGCAAUAUGCGGCAAGGGAUGGAAUGGGAUUGGGGUUCCCACAAAUUAACCACAACUUUUACCCUUACACGCCAACCUAUUGAUCCACAUUUUCGUCUCUCUGUUGAUACAUAUAUAUAUGCACGAAAGCUAGCUAGUCUUCACGGGGAGGGCUUGGCUUGGUAGAAUUAAAUCCACACCCACAUUUAGAGCCAAUGCCAUGCCAUGCCAUGGAUCAUAUUCUUAUUCCACAUCCAAAUCAAAAUGUGAACAAAGUCAAUGAUGACAUGACCUAAUAUGGACGGAGUAUUCUUUUAACCUAGAGCCCGGGGGCUAUCACUUUUUUGAUCUCUUCAAAAGCAUGCAAUUGAAGUUUUUGAUUCUACUUUUUGGGCCCGUUAUGUAAUGAAUGAAAUUCAGUAACUCUUUUUUUUUUAAAUAACAUUUUUUUUUACACUAGGGGUCUGGGGAAGCCUGAAAUAAUCAGGAUUGAAACUCACUCCAUUGAGUUUCGAAUCCUUAUGUGCCUAGCAGAUUUCGAACUCGAGACCUCUCACUAAGCAUGGUAGUCUUACAACCAGUUGGGCUGGAAUGCUUGGUUGAAAUUCAGUAACUUCUUUCUCUUGCAUUAUUAUGUUUCCUAAUUUGGAUCUGCUCAUCCCAUUUGUGUACACUAAAACACUUGAAAUUUU